Suillus plorans is the source of this 369-nucleotide messenger RNA. RefSeq lists its product as uncharacterized. The annotation marks the transcript as partial. NCBI's taxonomy places the organism in Eukaryota, Fungi, Basidiomycota, Agaricomycetes, Boletales, Suillaceae. The transcript has a single exon. The record is from RefSeq and is a predicted model, not a curated record.
AUGCCAGGAUAUUCCACUCCUACAACAAAGGCUCGAAUUUGUCGUGACAAAGCAGCAGGUCUACAUGAGGCAGAAAUUGCCGAAAAGUUUGGCCUACAUCGCACUACUGUGCUCCAUAUUGUCAAGCAGUAUGCUCAAACUGAAGACUACUAUGAUAUCAAGGCAAAACCAGGCCGACCUUGCAAGUUCACACCCCAUGACGUUCGUGUGGCAGUCCGUGCAUUGGCACGCACUGAGGCACAUGAUGUUGCUGAUUUACAAAAGGAAUAUUUCCCCGAGAUCAAUCCCCAAACAAUCCGGACAAGACUCAAAACAUGUGGCUUAAAUGCUUACAUUCGCCGUACGAAACCCCUUUUGACAGAAGCUCAC